AUGGUUUGGAGGAGAGAUCUGAGCAAAGCGUUUGUGUGUGUCCUUGCCCUGUGGCUUGGGGUAUUGCUGCCCCCCUGCAAAACUCACAUUUACACAAACCGCUGGGCUGUGAAGAUUUUGGGGGGUACUGCAGAAGCAGACAGGAUCGCAGGCAAAUACGGAUUCACCAACCUGGGGCAGAUCGGAGAUUUGAAAGACCACUAUCAGUUCUCUCAUCAUGGGUUACUCAAAAGGUCCACCCUCCAAAGCCAAGGCAGACACAGCCUCAUCACCAUGGAACCUAAGGUGCAGUGGGUCCAGCAGCAGGUGCUGCACAGGAGAGUGAAGCGGCAGCACACAGCCCCCCCCAGCCCCCCCCAGCCCGUCCACUUCACAGACCCGGAGUGGGCCAACAUGUGGUACAUGGUAUGUACGCCUCCCUGCUAUUCACAUGCAUGUCAAUCAGACAUGAAAAUCCAGGGGGCCUGGGGGCGAGGCUACUCCGGCCGGGGUGUCGUGGUCACCAUUUUGGACGACGGCAUCGAAAGAAGUCACGCCGAUCUCGUGCAGAAUUAUGACUCUCAGGCCAGCUUUGACAUCAAUGGAAAUGACCAGGACCCCACGCCCCGAUACAAUCCCAGCAAUGACAACAAACACGGCACCAGAUGCGCUGGACAGGUGGCAGCUUCAGCCAACAACUCGCUGUGCGGCGUGGGUGUGGCCUUCAACGCCAGGAUCGGGGGGGUGCGUAUGCUGGAUGGAGAUGUGACAGAUGUGGUGGAGGCGUGGUCUCUCAGCCUGCAGCUGCAGCACAUCGACAUUUAUAGCGCCAGCUGGGGGCCGGACGACGACGGCCAGACCGUGGAUGGCCCCGGCCACCUGGCCCGCCUGGCCCUGAAGAACGGCGUUCGAUUGGGGCGGGAGGGGCGGGGCGCGGUGUUUGUCUGGGCCUCGGGGAAUGGAGGACAGAGGGGAGAUCACUGCUCCUGUGACGGUUACACCAACAGCAUCUACACCAUCUCCAUCAGCAGCACCUCCGCCAGUGGCAGGAGACCCUGCUACCUGGAGGAGUGUACCUCCACCCUUGCCACCACCUACAGCAGCGGAGACAGCUACCACAGGAAGAUAGUGACCACAGACCUGCGGCAGGGCUGCACAGAUAGCCACUCAGGGUCGUCCGCCUCGGCCCCCAUCGCCGCUGGAAUCAUCGCCCUCACACUGGAGGCCAAUUCACUGCUGACCUGGAGAGACAUCCAGCACCUCAUAGUGAGGACAGCUCGAAGGGCACACCUGAUCUCACCUGACUGGCAGACUAAUGGAGCCGGAUACCAUGUGAGUCACCUGUAUGGCUUCGGGCUGAUGGAUGCUGAGGCCAUGGUGAAGCAGGCAGAGGGAUGGACCCAGGUCCCUGCCCAGCGCAUGUGUGUGGAGAACACUGACCAGCAGGUCAGGACCAUCCAUCCUCAGCGUGUUCUGAGAGUGCAGCUUGGAGCCUCAGGCUGCUGGGGUCACUCCCUCCACCACGUCCAUUACCUGGAGCACGUUGUGCUUCGAAUCACCAUCACCCAUCCUCACCGCGGAGACCUGUCAAUCAAUCUCAUCUCACCCUCUGGGACAAAGUCACAACUGCUCGCCAACAGGUUAUUUGACCACUCUGUGGAGGGGUUUAGGAACUGGGAGUUCAUGACCACUCACAGCUGGGGAGAGAAAGCAGCUGGGAACUGGACCCUCGAAAUCCACGACUCUCCCUCCCAGCCCAGGAGCCUGAUAGAUACAGGGAAACUGACAGAGUGGUCUCUGGUCCUUUAUGGCACAUCUCUGUACCCGUACCCUUCUCUGCGCAAUGAAAAACCACGAGCUGCAGAGCCCCCAGCUGAGGAAGAACAGGAGUACAACGGAGCAUGUGACCCAGAGUGUGAUGAGUUUGGCUGCAAUGGACCAGGAGCCCAUCAGUGUAUUGGCUGUUUGCACAACGUUCUGAAGAACAACAAUAACACAAGAACGUGUGUGUCGGAGUGCCCGCAUGGCUUCUUCGCUGACAGCAGGGGUCGUUGUAAGAAGUGCUACUUCCUGUGUGAGACGUGCACGGGUUUCCGCAGUGACCAGUGCACUUCCUGUUGGUCGGGGCACCUCCUGAAGGAGGGAAGCAACCGCUGUGUGUCCAGCUGCGGCGAUGGCUAUUACCGCCACAACGAUGGGGGUGUGUGCAGGAAGUGCAGUGAAAACUGCAGGAAAUGCACUUCCUCUGACUACUGCACAGACUGCAGUCCAGGCCUGAGCCUACAAGGGGGUGUGUGUCAGCUGCUCUGUGAAUCAGGGACCUUCUACAGAAGCGAGAGCAGAACCUGUGAGGCCUGCCACCCAGCCUGUGCUGCCUGUGCUGCCUGUGCGGGUGAGGCAGCGUGCACCAGGUGUGCAGAGGGCUUUCUGCUGGAGGACUGGAGGUGUGUACCCUCCUGCAGCCAGAGAUUCUUUCCUGUCAGACUGGGUGGAGAGAUGGAGAACACCUGCCAAAGGUGUGACCUCAGCUGCCUCACCUGUGUGGGGCCGGGGGCAGAGGCCUGCAGCAGCUGUGUGACUGGUUUCCAUCUGCAGUCGGGCCGGUGCGCCCCCAGCACCAGCUGUAAGGAUGGAGAGUAUCAGGACGAGUUUGGGAACUGCCAUCUCUGUGACCCUACCUGUCACCUCUGCACAGGCCCCGAGGCUUGGGACUGCAUCAGCUGCCCACCAGACAGGUCCCUGCAUGAGGGCCGCUGUGACGCUGGCUGCUCUCCAGGGAAAUACCUGUCAGGUGCUCAGUGCCACCUGUGUGACCACACCUGUGCAGAGUGCCUGGGAGGGGGCCCACACAACUGCACCUCCUGCGACAAAGGUAACAGCAGAUACCUGCUGCAGGGUCAGUGUGUGGCUGCAUGCCCAGACGGCCACUUCCCCUCGCAGGGGGGCAUGUGUGAGCCAUGUCCUGUCAACUGCAUGGCCUGCAGCACCCCCUACUGGUGCCUCCGCUGCAGUGACUCCUACUACCCCAGCGCUGGAGUCUGCACACGCCUGGAGUGUGGAGAAGGUGAGGUGGAGGACCCGGAGUACGGGGAGUGUAUGGUGUGUGAGGAGGGCUGUAGGAAGUGUGUUCUCUACAACCCGAGGCACUGUCUGUCCUGCACAGAGGGAUUUUAUCAGUUUCAGGAUAGCUGCUAUAAGACGUGUCCUGCAAAGACGUACAGUGUGGAGGAGCAGAUGGUCUGUGAGAGUUGUGCUGAGAACUGCAUCAGCUGCAAUGCAAAGGACUGCUUCUGGUGUGAAGCUGAUCUCUUCCUGUCAGAUGGGAAGUGUGUAGAGGAGUGUCGGGAUGGUUUCUAUGGCGAUGAGGAGAGUCGGGAGUGUAUGCCAUGCCGUGAGGAGUGUGUGCGUUGCAGAGGGCCUGAGGAAGAUGAUUGUGAGUCUUGUGAGGAAGACGAGCAGCUGCAGGAUGAAGAGUGUGUUCCACACAUACACACCUGCCCUGGGAGCAGCUUCCUCUCUGGGGAGGGUGAGUGUGAAUCAUGUCAUUCCUCCUGUGAUUCCUGCUGGGGAGGAGAGAGGAACCAGUGCAGCACCUGUGUGACAGGCAGGUUUCUGACUGCGCAGCAGACAUGUGAGGUGAGGUGCCCGCCGGGCAGCUUUGGCAGCGAGGUGAGCGGCCGGUGUGAGAGCUGCCCGCCAGGCUGUGCCUUGUGUGCAGCGCCGGGCCGGUGCGAGAGCUGCCAGCCUGACCGCGGGACGCAGCUGUACCUGCAGGACGGACAGUGUGUCCGGCACUGCCACAGGGGGUACCCCUCGGGGCAGGAGUGUCGCAGCUGCGCUGCGGAGUGUGCAUCCUGCAGGGGGAGCAGCGCGCACUGCCUGAGCUGUGUGGAGCCCUUCGUCCUGCAUGGCCAGCUCUGCUCAGAGACCUGCCCCCCUGCACACUUCCCCCGCGCGGGACGCUGCCACACCUGCCCCCCCGGCUGCCAGAACUGCACUGGGGACGGUCUGUGUGCAGAACCGCAGGCCGCUCUGCACGACGGGGCAUGUCUGCCACACUGCCCAACCCACACCUUCCACGACCCCCACACCCGGGAAUGCAGGGAUUGCGAUGCGUCAUGCCUGACGUGCUCCGGGCCUCACAGGAGCUCCUGCACCGGCUGCAGGGAGGGGUCGAGGCUGGACCCUCAGGGCCACUGCGUCCCCCACACAGAGUGUCCCUCACACUCCUACAGGGACCCGCAGGGACAGUGCCAGCCCUGCCACGCCCACUGCCUCUACUGCAGCGGCCCUUCCAAGCUGCACUGCCUGGGCUGCCACCACAAACACUUCCUCCUGAAUGGGACCUGCGUAGAUGACUGUCCUGCCGGCUUCUUCAGAGACACAGAGCAGUGGCACUGUGAACGCUGCCCCCUGUCCUGUCUGACCUGCGUGGGCAGACUCCGUCACCAGUGUCUCACCUGUAAACCUCACCUGUUCAGAGAGGACAAGGCGUGUGUGGACACCUGUCAGCCCAGUUACUAUGGCAAUGUGACGACAGGCACAUGCGAAAGGUGUGACCCCAGCUGUGGAGAGUGUAGUGGCAGGGGGGACAGCCGCUGUCUGAGCUGCAGGGACGGACACCUGUACCUGCGGACACACGGAAACUGCCGGCUGUCCUGCCCACCUGGCUACUACCCUGACACCCGCGAGAGAACAUGUGAAAGGUGUCACUCCACCUGUAAAACCUGCACAGAAAAUGGAUUCCUGGCCUGUGAUUCCUGCCACAUGGGAUACACUCUCUCCGGGGGUAUGUGUGAGUCCCAGUGCACUAUGGGACAGUACCCAGCCUCUGAGGGCCCUGGGCCCUACAACUGCACCACGUGUGCUGCUCCAGAUCUCCUGUCCGCCGGGGGGCGCUGUCUCCCCUGCUGCGGCAAUGAGUCACAGCAAUCAAAAGAGUCCAAGACCCUCCCACUGGAGUGCUGCAACUGCACGGAGACUGACGUCUUCCUCUUCAAGCGGUCCCGCUCGAAGGACACGUCCCAGGAGAAUGUCAGUGGCUAUAAGAAGCUAGGAAACAGCAGCAGUCACUCCAGUGCAGCGACAGGCAGCCGCCACCAGGAGGAGCAGCUGGUGGACCUGACUGAUAGGGAGGAUGAGGAGGACAUUGUGUACAUGGGGCAGGAUGGGACUGUCUACCGCAAGUUCAAAUACGGCCAGCUUGGAGAAGAGGGGGAAGAGGAGCUGGAGUAUGAGGAUGAGAACUCAGCUGUUUUCAGCACGAUCCGCAAGGCGACACAGAGCCAGCCGCGAGACAGAGCCAGCCGUGAGGCGAGACAGUGCCAGCCGCAAGGUGAGACAGAGCCAGCCGCGAGGCGAGACAGAGCCAGCCGCGAGGCGAGACAGGGCCAGCCGCGAGGCGAGACAGGGCCAGCCGCGAGGCGAGACAGAGUCAGCCGCGAGACAGAGUCAGCCGCGAGGCGAGACAGAGCCAGCCGCGACACAGAGCCAGCCACGAGGCGAGACAGCGCCAGUCGCAAGGCGAGACAGAGCCAGCUGCGAGACAGCGCCAGCCGCGAGGUGAGACAGGGCCAGCUGCGAGACAGAGCCAGCCGCGAGGCGAGACAGAGCCAGCCACGAGACAGAGCCAGCCGCGAGGCGAGACAGAGCCAGCCGCGAGGCGAGACAGCGCCAGCUGCGAGACAGAGCCAGCCGCGAGACAGAGCCAGCCGCAAGGCGAGACAGCGCCAGCCGCAAGGUGAGACAGAGCCAGCCGCGAGGCGAGACAGAACCAGCCGCAAGGCGAGACAGAGCCAGCCGCGAGGCGAGACAGCGCCAGCUGCGAGACAGAGCCAGCCGCGACACAGAGCCAGCCGCGAGGUGAGACAGAGCCAGCCGCGAGACAGCGCCAGCCGCGACACAGAGCCAGCCGCGAGGCGAGACAGAGCCAGCCGCGAGGCGAGACAGAGCCAGCCGCGAGGUGAGAUAGCGCCAGCCGCGAGGUGA
Molecule: messenger RNA, 5967 nt
Organism: Megalops cyprinoides (Indo-Pacific tarpon)
Lineage: Eukaryota; Metazoa; Chordata; Actinopteri; Elopiformes; Megalopidae
Gene: pcsk5a
Product: proprotein convertase subtilisin/kexin type 5a
Exons: 38
Coding region: 1-5967 (1988 amino acids)
Biological process (GO): peptide hormone processing
Cellular component (GO): Golgi membrane; trans-Golgi network
Molecular function (GO): serine-type endopeptidase activity
Source: RefSeq, a predicted model, not a curated record